This is a messenger RNA of Olea europaea var. sylvestris, 983 nucleotides long. Its product is annotated as cytochrome b561 and DOMON domain-containing protein At3g25290-like. The coding region runs from base 78 to 797 and encodes 239 amino acids. The record is from RefSeq and is a predicted model, not a curated record. The transcript has a single exon. Lineage: Eukaryota; Viridiplantae; Streptophyta; Magnoliopsida; Lamiales; Oleaceae.
CUCUCCUCACACGCCUCACGCCCCCUCCCAUUUCUUUAUUACUCCCAAAAGUUCAGAAUUCUAUAGCUCAAUCCACCAUGGCUUCUCUUCUUCAAUUUUCACUUCUUUUAGUCAUUGCAUUGCCUCUGUUAAUCUCACCGGCAUGUUCACUCACCUGCACGUCACAAACCUUCUCAAUGAAAACCACACACUUCACCAACUGCACUGACCUCCCAUCGCUCAAGGCCUACCUGCACUGGACCUACGACCCGACUGCAAAGCCCGACCCAACUCUCUCAAUUGCAUUCAUCGCCCCUCCGGCGAAGCCCGACGGGUGGGUCGCCUGGGCACUGAACCCGACGGGCUCGGGCAUGGUGGGGUCCCAAUCUCUAGUCGCAUUCAAAGAGUCCAAUGAAUCCAUGGUGGUGAAAACUUACAAUAUUUCAUCCUACGGAUCCAUGAUGGAGUCUAAGAUUUUGUACAAUGUAUUGGACAAGCGAGCGGAAUAUUCCGACGGGGUAAUGAGAAUAUUCGCCACGCUGGCAAUGCCGGGAAACGUGGUGGAGUUGAACCAAGUGUGGCAGGUGGGUGGGUCGGUGAAGAAUGGGGUGCCGGAAAAGCACGAGUUCUCGCCAGAAAAUUUGGCUUCAAAAGGUACGCUGGAAUUGGCGAGUAGGGCAGAGAGUCAACGUGGAAACUCUGCUGUGAGUGGAAGGAAGAGUUCAAAUGUGACUGGAGAAAGUUCGAGGAUUUGGGAGAGUGGAUUGGGAUUGUAUGGGGGUUUCAUGCUACUUGGGAUUUCAAUUUUAGGGUUUUAGAUUAUGUGAUGGCCAUUAGAGUAAGUAGAAGGAUAAUAAUAAAUACCAGUGAGACAGUGAUUUUAGUACAGAAAAAAAAAAGUUUCAUAUAUAUGCUUGUUUUGUCAUUGAAUCCAUGCUUCAGUUGGCGAGCCACCGGUUUAACCAAUAGCGGAUUAUAUCAGUAAAUCACUAAGCCAUCGGUAU